This is a messenger RNA of Capsella rubella, 1924 nucleotides long. RefSeq names its product outer envelope protein 61. The transcript has 11 exons. Bases 1 to 1716 code for a protein of 571 amino acids. Gene Ontology annotation, molecular function: protein binding. NCBI's taxonomy places the organism in Eukaryota, Viridiplantae, Streptophyta, Magnoliopsida, Brassicales, Brassicaceae. The record is from RefSeq and is a predicted model, not a curated record.
AUGUUUAACGGGAUGAUGGAUCCUGAGAUGAUCCGGCUCGCUCAAGAACAGAUGAGUCGUAUGACCCCAGCUGAUUUCGCUAGGAUCCAGCAGCAGAUGAUGUCAAAUCCAGAUUUGAUGAAUAUGGCAACUGAGAGUAUGAAGAACAUGAGGCCUGAAGAUUUGAAACAAGCUGCUGAACAGCUUAAGCAUACUCGCCCUGAGGAUAUGGCUGAGAUUAGUGAGAAGAUGGCUAAGGCUUCCCCUGAAGAUCUUGCAGCUAUGCGUGCUCAUGCGGAUGCUCAGUUUACUUAUCAGAUUAAUGCUGCUCAGAUGCUCAAGAAACAGGGGAAUGAGCUUCAUAGCCGAGGAAAUUUCAGUGAAGCUGCGGAGAAAUAUUUGCGUGCGAAGAACAAUCUGAAAGACAUUCCAUCAUCUAAAGGUGGCGCACUUUUGUUGGCUUGUUCUCUCAAUCUAAUGUCAUGUUAUUUGAAGACGAAUCAGCAUGAAUAUUGCAUAAAGGAAGGUUCUGAGGUUUUGGCAUAUGAUGCAAGGAACGUCAAAGCUCUAUACAGAAGGGGUCAAGCGUACAGAGAUCUUGGCCUACUUGAAGAUGCUGUGUCUGAUCUGAGCAAGGCCAAUGAAGUUUCCCCUGAAGAUGAGACAAUUGCCGAUGUGCUAAGAGAUGUUAAGGAAAGAUUGGCUGUCGAGGGACCGGGCAAUGCAUCAAGAGGUGUGGUGAUUGAAGAUAUAACUGAAGAAAAUACUGUUACUUCCGGAGAGAAUAAAACUCCGCCUAAAGAGGUUACUGGGACACAACGAGAAAGCAGUGUUGGUGGUCAUGCUCAGGGCAUAAAGACUGAUGCUGAUGGAUUGCAGGCUCUCAGAGAUAACCCAGAAGCAAUCAGAACUUUCCAGAACUUCAUUUCAAAAACUGAUCCUGAUACACUUGCUGCUCUGAGCGGAGGCAAAGCUGGAGAUAUGUCACCAGACAUGUUCAAAACUGCGUCGAGCAUGAUAGGAAAAAUGUCACCUGAAGAGAUUCAGAAAAUGGUUCAAACAGCGUCUUCGUUUAAAGGAGAUAACCCUUUCACCUCGACUGCACCAUCUGCAGGAAACGGGUUUGCACCUACACCUGACAUGCUUAAGCUUGCAUCUGAUAUGAUGGGUAAGAUGUCACCAGAAGAGCGUGAGAGGAUGUUUAACAUGGCAUCAUCUUUGAAAGCAAAUGCUUCAGCUUCAACAUCAUACAGCAAUGCAGAAGCAUCUGAACCACGGGAUAGUGUAGGAGCGAGUGGGAUUAGUAGUUUAGCAGGUGAGUCUAGUUCUUCAGGUAAUUCCUUUGUGGCUCCAAGAAGCGGUUUCGGACCAAGUAUGCCUUCUGCUCCGCCGGCAGACUUGCAGGAGCAGAUGAGAAACCAAAUGAAAGAUCCAGCAAUGCGACAGAUGUUCACGUCUAUGAUAAAGAACAUGAAUCCGGAGAUGAUGGCUAGCAUGAGCGAACAAUUCGGGAUGAAGCUAUCUCAAGAAGAUGCUGUAAAAGCUCAGCAAGCCAUGGCUUCUCUUUCUCCGGACUCCUUGGAGAAAAUGAUGCGAUGGGCGGAUCGGGCUCAAACCGGGAUAGAGAAAGCCAAGAAAGCAAAGAAGUGGUUGCUUGGAAGAGGCGGAUUGAUAUUUGCUAUAUUAAUGCUCGUCUUAGCAAUGGUCCUUCAUCGGCUCGGCUAUAUUGGAAACUAAUUCCUUCGUGAAGAUCAGACCAGUCUCCGGUGGGUUCGUAGUUUGUAAAACUGUAACAUCGUUUUAUCUUUCUUUUAUUUUUACUUCAACACCCGUUCUUUUUGUUGGUCCUUUUUUUUUAUUAACCCACUUCUGUCUAAAUUUAUUUAUACCUUUGAACUUCUGUAGUGUUUUAAACUAGAGUUAAUACAAUAUUUCUUUUUUUAGA